Messenger RNA from Papilio machaon (common yellow swallowtail), 746 nucleotides. Its product is annotated as androgen-dependent TFPI-regulating protein. The coding region runs from base 54 to 746 and encodes 230 amino acids. The transcript has 2 exons. Gene Ontology annotation, cellular component: endomembrane system; membrane. The record is from RefSeq and is a predicted model, not a curated record. NCBI's taxonomy places the organism in Eukaryota, Metazoa, Arthropoda, Insecta, Lepidoptera, Papilionidae.
UGUGUGUGACGGACGUCUAUUUAAUUAUUUUUUUUAAAUUUAAAUAAGUGAUAAUGCUGUUGCCUAUAUUCCACUUUUCCGCUAUGGCGGUUGAUGCGUAUGCGUUUUGGUACGAUCAGACUUACGUGGACCUUCCAUUUGAUAAUCCGUUGGUGAAAAAACUACCAUUAAAGUCACGGAGUAUGUUCUUAACAAUGUGGUGUCUUAUACUUCAAAUAACUUACCAUAUGAUCGCAUUCCUAAACGAUGUCUUCGGUACUAAUGCUGCAUCACCAAAGAAGAAGUCUACAAUACGACUAAUUAAAGAUGUCCUAUUUAGCGUUGCUUUCCCAGUGGCUAUGUACGUUUCUGGUACAUUUUGGGGAAUUUACGCUAUUGAUAAAGAUUUGAUAUACCCAGAUUAUAUAGCUAAACUAUAUCCUGAAUGGGUUAACCAUAUUUUACAUACGACUAUAGCAAUUUUCAUGUUUAUUGAACUGCUGAUGACUAACAGAAAUUAUCCGUCUAAAAAAGUAGGGUUAUCAGUAAUGUCCAUUUUUAUUAUUUCAUAUAUUUCAUUUUACUUGACUGUGUAUUUUAAGACUGGUAUAUGGGCUUAUCCUCUUUUCGAUGAGUUAAACUGGCCAUUAAGAAUAGUGUUCCUUUUAUUCAGUUAUUUGUUAGUAAUCGCCAUAUAUAUUUUUGCUGAAAAACUUAACUAUAUUGUAACCGGUUCUAAAAUUGAGAAGAAACAUAAAAAACAUUGA